CAUUUGUGAAUCGCAUGACAAGGGGCCCCAACUGUACUAGAGACCCCCCACCUUUGCUCCGAUCACCAUUGUUCCCACUUGCAUCCAUCUGCAUUUGAGACGGUGACAGUCGGAGAUGCCCAUCUUUAGGCGAAAGAGCAGUCGGUCCGGCAAGGACGGGGAUGAGGAGCCAGGCGGCGUGCCUGAGCUCGACGUGCUCAAGCUGCCUGGUAAUCGGUCACUCGUCAGCCUAGCAGGGCCGCAUCGUUAUGGGACCGGUUUCGAGACAACCGCCGAGGCUGGUUCCGGCAAAGACAUCGCGAACGCUGGAGAAAUGUCCGGAGCCAACACCCUUCCUCGGGCACAGCCGAGUAAGGGCGGCCGAACGCCCAUCACGCCGCCAAUGACACCUCCGACAGUGAAUCGGGAGCGGGAGGGGGGCCAGAAAACGCAGUCUCCGCUCGUUCCGGCGUACCAUCGACCGUGGACAAAAGAGCUGGCAGCGUCGAAGAUGGGCGAAGGCGGGGCUCAGCCGUCGCUCCAGCAGAAGGUGGCACCGCAGGACGACCAGCCGCGAUUGGCGAGUCCCUCGAAGCGCAAUGCUGGACCACCGCCGUCUGCAUAUGCGAUGCACAAGUCAACUCUCUCAACGGCCAGCUCCAGCAGCGGGCUCUACUCCGUCAUGGGACUGCCUCUCGACUUUCGCGUGUCGCCUAAUCUCCAGCCGCAGCAGUCACCCUCGCAGAGAAAAUCCAUGGUGGAUGCGGCCAGGAAGAUGAGCCUCAAGAGAAGCAAGGCUCCCAGCGAGCUCAACAUCAUGGUCGUCGGUGGUAGGGCUACGGGAAAGACAAGUUGGAUCAGGACACUUCUGUCCACCUGUGACCUUUCUGUGUGUUCCGAGGAAGCGAAGCUUGCCGCCGCUUCCUUUGGUCUGUCGACGAAUGCGAAUCAUAGCACGAGGAAAACAACGCCACCGACACCGGUUCGCACACGGUCGUUCAAUUUUCUCAACGGCAUCGAAUUGCCGAGCUGGGCCAUUCUGCCUCUUCAAACGUUUGAGUCUGGCGGACAACCAGCGCCGAGUCGGACGGGCCUCCGUCGGUCGCCGUCCAUCUUGUCUUCCGCGAGCUCAGGCCAGGGCACAAAACUCCAUGUCUCCGUCUGCGACACUCCUGGCUACGAUUUCAGCCUUGAAGACGAGUUCGAGACAGAACGAAAGACGCUUGCGCUACUCCGGUACAUCGAGGGCAAGCUCAACAGCACCCUCGUCGAAGAGUCCAAGGUGCAGAGGCAGGCGCGUGGCGACGACCAUGUCCAUCUCGUUCUCUACUUUAUUGAUCCCCUCCACCUCGUUGAAAGGACGUUUGCGAGACGAGCCGAUCGGGAAAGGAUGCGCCUCGAGCGACUGCAAGGAAGGGAGCGCAGCAAGGGCGCGUCUGCAGCCGACGCCUCGACGACAAAGGGCUUUGCUGACAAGUCUCGUCCACGAAGCGCGUCCGCAGCCAAAGCGUCGGAUUUGGCUGCAAUCAGCGAGAGGAAGGUGGCUGCAUCCACCGAUGCGAUCCGCCCUGCAGCUCAACGGUCCCAGUCCAUGUCGCGGAGCCACGCGCACACCUCCUCGGGCGUCAGCGACUUUAGUCAGAAGGAGAUGGAGAUUUUAGUGGGGACAGAGGAUGAGGACACUCACACCGAUGACGAAGAUGAGGACGAGGACGAAGAGAGAAUUUCUGGACUUUCGUCCGUGGAGCUCUCCAUUAUUGCGCGGCUCAGCGAGAGGACCAACGUUGUGCCCAUCCUGGCCAAAUCAGACCUCUUGACAGCCGCUCGGACGGAAGAGGUGAGGAGCGCAGUCCAGGCGAGCCUCGUAAAGGCAAAGAUCGAUUUGGGCGCUUUCGAUAUCCGCAGUGACGCCUCCCAAGCGAGGAAAGAGGCAGUAAGGAAUGUCGCGUCGCGCAGCAGGAGAAAGCAGAGAGGCAAGACUGAAGUGGCAAAGAGUCCCAUGGCCGAAGACGAGGUGGAAGAUCCCGAUACGAGAGAAGAGGUCAAGGUGAUCAAACUUCGCCCAAGACGGUCUUAUUCUGGCACAACGGGGUCACCACAGCUCAAUGUUGAUAGCGUCAGUGAGAGCAACACCGGUCUGGGCAUUGGUGCGAGCCAGGACACGACGGACGCACCAAAGAAGGGGACCGCAGACAUUGGUCAGGAAGACCCUCCUUUCAAUGCCUCAAAUGAGUCUCCCGAAAAGAACGUACCAUUCACCCUCUUCUCUCCUGAGCCAGUCCGACCGCCCAGGAAGGACAAGGCUGCGGGACUGACAAUGAAAGGGACCCUGACGAGCGCCGAUGCCGCCGACUAUCUCGAGGCGCAAAGGCGCGUCGCCAAUGGGAUGGUCGCAUCUUCCUCGGAAGACGUCCCGCCGGUCCCGCCUUUGCCCAAGGAGCAUGCCAACCAGGCUUCCCCCAUUCUCACCUUGGAUGAAGAGCCCUCAGAGUUGGUUCCAAAGGACAGAAAAUCUGCCGACGCUCCUGCCAUGCCGCCCCUCGUCUCGUCGCCAAAUUCGCACGACAAUUCGUACUCUCAUGGGACAAAGCUCGAAUUGACAGAGUCAGAGCCGAACGAGGCCUUGACGCGCUUCGAGCGAGCGUACAAAUGGGGAAGCGCAAAUGUGCUCGAUCCCACUCAAUCGGACUUCGCCAUGCUGAGGACUUGCCUAUUGGGCACCCACAUUGAGGCUAUCAAGGAAUUCACGGCGCAACGCUACGAACAAUUCAGGGCGGAGAGGCUCGAGGCGAGGCGUUUCACAAGAGAGAUGAGCGAGACGCAGCAUCGGCAGCUGCUCAUGAGCCUCAAUUCUCUCUAGGCCGGCCUAUCUCCAUUCAGGUCCAUUCACUGUCAUCCUUUAUCACAUAUUUCCCCCCCUUCUUACGUCUACUCCUCUCUUCCUUCGUCUUCACAAAACACGGUGACAUUUGAUAAAUUUAAUUGACGUACUUGGACC
Messenger RNA from Acaromyces ingoldii, 2977 nucleotides. RefSeq lists its product as hypothetical. The record is from RefSeq and is a predicted model, not a curated record. Bases 116 to 2839 code for a protein of 907 amino acids. Gene Ontology annotation, biological process: cytoskeleton-dependent cytokinesis. Gene Ontology annotation, molecular function: molecular adaptor activity; GTPase activity; GTP binding. Gene Ontology annotation, cellular component: cell division site; septin complex; microtubule cytoskeleton. NCBI's taxonomy places the organism in Eukaryota, Fungi, Basidiomycota, Exobasidiomycetes, Exobasidiales, Cryptobasidiaceae. The transcript has 2 exons.